This is a messenger RNA of Trichosporon asahii var. asahii CBS 2479, 651 nucleotides long. RefSeq lists its product as uncharacterized. The record is from RefSeq and is a predicted model, not a curated record. The coding region runs from base 1 to 651 and encodes 216 amino acids. The transcript has 3 exons. Lineage: Eukaryota; Fungi; Basidiomycota; Tremellomycetes; Trichosporonales; Trichosporonaceae.
AUGCCCCGCAUCGCCGCGCCCCCGCUGAACAUGACCCCCAGCUCGUCGAGUAGCCGGGAUCAGUUCGGACACAUUCAGAGUACGGACCAGCUGCACUGCGAGUUGGCAGCGUGCCGGAGCGACGAACGCGCACUGGCGGUUCUCAGGGGAUACAUCGCACCGCGGUCUGAGAACAAGAGAGCGUGCGACAAGGUCCUGAACGAGGUGGAAGUGAAGUGGCGGGCGACCAGGCAACCUCAGCUGACUCCAGUUCCCACAACACUCGAAGAGCGUGCAAUCCGAGCGCGCGGAGCGACUCCCAUUCGUUCGGCCACGGGUGCGACCUUUCCCUCCGACAUGUUGUCUCCCGAAGCUCGCUCAAACCUGCGACAGGCCGAGGCCACUGCCAGCCGUGCACCUGCCGGCCCGGGUGGCUUGCCGCCCUACUCUGAGCGCGACCCCGACCCCGCCUCGACAAUGAUGCUGGAGCGACGUCUCGCCUCUGAGCUGAACGAGCUUGGCGGUCUCAGCGGAUUCUGUGUCGAGUCUACAGACCCAGACUACCUCGACGGCAUUCGGGAGACUCGGGACGAGAACGAGAGCCGUCGGUUCAGCGCCGGCGAAGCUGGAGAGAGGCGGUCGCCGACGGUCGCCGAUCGAGGAGAGGAAUAG